Triplophysa rosa is the source of this 2522-nucleotide messenger RNA. RefSeq lists its product as uncharacterized. NCBI's taxonomy places the organism in Eukaryota, Metazoa, Chordata, Actinopteri, Cypriniformes, Nemacheilidae. The coding region runs from base 1737 to 2495 and encodes 252 amino acids. The record is from RefSeq and is a predicted model, not a curated record. The transcript is spliced from 11 exons.
CUGAAAUAACCAGGAAGUAAACAACCAUGGCGAGAAAGUCGUUGAAGUUAAACUGCGUAAAUAUGUUAUUAUCUAUGAUUAUAUACAGUGUUCUUGAAGAGUUAGCCAUCGCCUUACCGUCAUCAGGACACAGCGAAUCUAGGCAAGCGCGAAGUUCAGAGAAGCCAUCAACCGAUCAACAGGCAGUAAGACUUCAUCCUGGAGUGAUAGCAUCUGUUGUGUUCGUUGUAGUAGCUGCAGUCGUCGCUGCUGUCUUUAUCGUUAGGAAAUACUGCUGUACGCGGAGUAAUGCAACAUAUAGGUACUCAGUGCUGCGUCAUCAAGAAGAGCAAAAUGCAGCCACUGCAGCAGAGGAGGAUAGUGACUCAGAUGAGGAUCUUUUGGAAUGAAUCAGCGCACAAUGUAUUCCUCAAGUUUCUCUUUCCUUUUAAAACUGUGACAUUUUAGGGCCAUAAGCAUCACAUGGGAUCAGGCCAUUUACAAACCAAAGGAGCUAAUGAAAUAUUUAUCAUUGUUCCACCAUUUUUCAACACAGAUACAGUACGUCCACCAACCAGUUAAAUUUAGCUGGUUUAAUGGGGCGGAGGUCUUAAGUAUCUCAGCAUUUACACAUUUAGAGGACAUAGGAAGCGAAUUCUAAAAUAAGGAUUUAUAAACAAAUCUGGUUCUGUGUGUUGUUUUGAAGGAUGUUAUGAGUCACUGUAUAUAUAAGAUUUUCCUUCUUGAUUCCAAUAUUUUAAAAUAUUUCUUAAAUUUAUGGUUUAUAUGUGAAAUACCUUUUAAGGUGGUUAUAAAGUAAAUAUUUGUUUGCAGAAAUAUAAAGUUACUUGGAUGUAGUUUUACAACACUCCUUGAAGAAGGAAGUCUGCGUUUUUUCUUCUAUGCAAGAUACUUUGUACCAAAGUCUUUAAGCCUUUUGAAAUUGUUCUUCCUUUUUAUUUAUUGUGCGUGCGUGCGUGAGUGCGUUAGCACAUCUUUGCCUGCUGACCUUAUAGGAACAUCUCAGGGUUGUCCCACUGGAUAUUGUAUCAAGUGCCACUAAUACCAGAAGCACAAUCUGAAUAUUCCUUUGGUGCAGACUAGUCCUAUCAACUAUACACUGUACCAUCUGCUGAGUUUGCAUAUCCCUUGUGUCUCACUGAAAUACGUUUACUGAACUCUGUAGCAUAUGUAAUAAUCUGUUAAAGAGAGAAAGGUCAGUCGGCGUACAACUCUCAGUUUUACAUCUGGUGUUCACCAGUGGCUGUGUUUGACAGUGUUGACAAAGCAACCUUGCACCAGAGCCCUGUGCGUGUUUCUAUUGAAAUAAGUAUUUUUAAUAACAACUGAAAUCUAUCGCUAUUUUCGUAUGGAGUAACAAAGGAGCAUCACCUUCUUAACUGCAUGUGAACGUUGAACAAAAUGUUUGUUUUACUGAGCAGAAAUAAAAGACUAUGUGUUUAUAUUUCCUGUGUGCAGUGUUUUCUCAAGGAUUGUCAGUAGGGAUCAGCACAACACUGUAAAAUCAUACAGACAUGUCAUCUGUCUCCCUGACAGUCCUCAAAUAGAAACAUAAAGUUGGCUUAAACGUUGUUUAAGGUGCGCAAACAUUGAGCCAGAUCCUGUUCGGGGUGUUUUACAGAGCUUUUGUCCUGAUGGCUUUUAACAUCUCCUCACGUUAAUUCCAGCAGUUACAUUUUCAAUGAUUUUAAUGUCUUCCAGCAGACACUAAAGAAGAACCUAUUGCUGUAUCAAAGAUGAGAUCUCGAGGUAAACAAACAUCAGUUUCUUUGAAGUCUCUGUGUGUGUACAAAUGUGUUUCCAGUACUUCUGUAUUUCUUUCAGAUCUUCUCUAUGUUUUAACAACAAUGAUAAUCAUCUUAAUCUGGUGGUCAAUGCAAGAAGCUGCAAAACGGUCAUGUAAUGUACACGAUGGAGUUGAUGGUCGCUCAAUAGAGUCUUCAGAAACAGACUGUGAUAAUCGAGGUCUGUUUAAAUCUCAGUUUGGUUGCUGUCCACAUAAGGAAUGCUCCUUAGAUCAUUUCCCCUUUCACCUUCGCAGCGGAGCAGCCAACGUGGUCCCUCCAAAAAUCUGCUUUAACAACACUAUCAUCAUGGGUGGUGUAAGGGACAAUUCAGGACAAGGACUCAACAUUGUGACAAUAAACGGUCAAACCGGGAAGAUUUUAAGAAGUAAUUACUUUAAUUUGAAAUCUGUAGGUCCCGAGGAAUUGCUUGACUAUCUAAAGUUAAUAAAGCCAGGAAAUAUCAUUCUUGUGGCAUCACACAUCAACCCCGAGACAAAGUUGACUGAUGAGAUUAAAGAUAUAUUCGCUGGUUUAGGAAGCACUAUGAUCAGAUCCCUGAAGCCUAUGGAUAGCUGGGUAUUUGCAGGUACUUAUGGAAUGAAGAAAGCUAGUCCUUUUGAAAAGCUAAUUCAAAAUGAUUUGAAGAACAAUGCAUAUGGAGACUGGCCAGAGAUGGGGGAGAUCAUGGACUGCUUUCCCAAAGUCUAGAGAUCUACAAGAUAACUCAGUGAUCAC